Cryptomeria japonica (Japanese cedar) is the source of this 3546-nucleotide messenger RNA. Its product is annotated as quinolinate synthase, chloroplastic. Bases 892 to 3111 code for a protein of 739 amino acids. Gene Ontology annotation, cellular component: chloroplast. The transcript has 9 exons. Lineage: Eukaryota; Viridiplantae; Streptophyta; Pinopsida; Cupressales; Cupressaceae. The record is from RefSeq and is a predicted model, not a curated record. Gene Ontology annotation, biological process: 'de novo' NAD+ biosynthetic process from L-aspartate. Gene Ontology annotation, molecular function: 4 iron, 4 sulfur cluster binding; quinolinate synthetase A activity.
UUCCCGGAAGAUCCCUGAACAAGAAAAAUAACAUUAAAGAACGAACAAACAAUUAUAAUUAUAGGAUAAAAUAUAGUUUUUAAAAUUUGUUUGUGAAAAUAAACAAUUGAUUAAUGAAGUGUAGUUAGCAGGUCCACACAUGGAGGCAGUCAAUUUUGGUGGAGUCAAAAGAACGAUUAGAAAAGAAAGCCAAUGGGACUUAAAGUCUUGAGCGGAUGAAGUCAUUGUAUAUGUCACAGCUUGUGGUCAUACCUGAAGAAAAAUAAUUGUCUGUCAUAUACCAUUUUCUGUAUUUAAAUUCAUUUCGUGCUUAGCAAUUCCGAAGGAAAAUAAGACUUCGAUUAAAUUUGGGGUUGUGAACGUUUUCGCCUUUUACUGUGAGUUUAAGUUUUGCAGAAAGGCAAUCCAAGUAAGCGGAUUUACAGCUGUUUCUAAGAAUAUUCAGCCAAGAGAGUAGGCACUAUUUGUUAGUGCCUAUCAGGCGUCACCAAUGAUGCACGGGAGUUGAAUCGGUGAUUCUUCAGUUCUUCUGGACUCUACAUCUUACCACAAAGGGUAUCCUAAUUCAAAUAGAACUGGACAACUCGACACUUGUAAAUAGCAACCUUAUAAGAGAGCAUUUCAGGUACAUUCUGAUAAGGUACAAAUAAGUAUUUGGGUGUUUUUGCUGGUAAUGCUGGAGAUCAAUAGAUUAUAUUAUUGCAAAAUAUUACAUACGAACAGAUUAGUUGGUGCAUAUAUUUACAAUUUUGCAGAAGGCUACAGAUUAGUUAGGGAACAUAUUCCCAAUUUUAGUCCAUAGACCUAAGUGUGGUAGAGGAUAUUCAUCUGCACAAAUUAGUUAGUGUUACAUAUUUCCAAUUUUAGUGAGUCGAGCUUGAAAUUCAAGCUAUGGAACACACUUCUGUGCUGAAUCAUGUUGUUGGUGCUUCAACUAUGCUUAAUGUCAAAACCCCAUGUCGCACUCUCUCAUUGGCUACUUUUCCUUCAAGAGAAUCCAUUAAAUCAGCCCACAAAUUUUCCAUUGUUCGAAAAUAUUCAUACACAUCAAUCGCCUGCAACUUAAAUAGCAAAAAGUGUCUCCAACACCAUUCCGCAGUCUGUUCUGCCCUCGCAGAACACUUUAACCAAGCCCCAGAAAUUAAUGUUUAUGAAGAUAUGCCUACAAGGCUUAAUAAGAUUUUGGCAGAAUUCAAAGCACUGGAGGACCCCCGUGAAAGGGUCAUGAGGCUUUUGGACUAUUCUUCAUUGCUUCCACCUCUACCUCAAUCUGAGCGAAUUUCUUCAAAUAGAGUGAUGGGAUGUACCGCCCAAGUCUGGCUCACCGCCGAGCUAGGUAGCGAUGGAAGGAUGUAUUUUGGUGCAGACAGUGAUUCCGAGAUCACCAGAGGCUUUUGUUCAUGUUUGAUUAAUUCCCUGAAUGGAGCUUUGCCUGAAGAGGUGCUAAAAGUUAAGACAGAGGAUCUCUCUAGUAUAAAUAUUGGGGUUGCUGGGGGAGCCAAUUCUAGGGCCAAUACUUGGCACAAUCUACUGAUUAGCAUGCAAAAGAGGAUUCGGGGUAUAUUGGCGAAGAAUGCAGGGAAGCCUCCCGUUGAGCCUUUUCCUUCCCUUCUGAUAACUUCUGAAGAUAUUACUGCUCAAGGAAGUUUUGCAGAAGCUCAGGCGAAAUAUUUGUCACCCGAUGAAUCAAGGGUUUUAGAACUUGUUACUGUCCUCAAGGAGAAGAAAAUUGGAGUUGUGGCACAUUUUUACAUGGAUCCAGAGGUCCAGGGUGUUCUUGUUGCUGCCAAACAGCAGUGGCCACAUAUCUAUAUUUCAGAUUCACUGGUAAUGGCAGAUCGAGCUGUGAAAAUGGCAGAAGCUGGUUGUGAAACAAUUACAGUACUUGGAGUUGAUUUUAUGUCGGAGAAUGUGCGUGCAAUUCUGGAUCGAGCUGGCUUUGGAAAGGUUGGGGUAUAUAGGAUGGCCAUUGAAACAAUUAGUUGUUCAUUGGCUGAUGCUGCAGCAAGUCCCAAAUAUCUACAGUUUCUGGAGGCAGCCUCAAGAUCUUCACCUUCUCUACAUGUAGUCUACAUCAACACUUCUCUGCAAACGAAAGCUCAAUGUCAUGAACUUGUGCCUACCAUAACAUGUACAUCCUCAAAUGUGGUUCAAACAGUGUUGCAGGCUUUUUCUCAGAUCCCAGAUUUGACUGUCUGGUAUGGGCCAGAUUCGUAUAUGGGUGCAAAUCUUGGAGAACUGUUUCGUCAAAUGUCCAACAUGACUGAUGAAGAAAUUGCUGAGAUACAUCCUUUGCAUGAUAGAAAUUCCAUCAGAUCCCUACUACACCGCUUACAUUAUUUUCAUGAUGGCACAUGCAUUGUACAUAAUCUCUUUGGUGAAGAUGUGGUUUCGAGAAUUCAGGAAGGCUAUUGUGAUGCUUUCCUUACUGCUCAUUUUGAGGUUCCAGGUGAAAUGUUUUCACUUGCAAUGGAAGCAAAGAAGCGAGGAAUGGGAGUUGUAGGUUCUACACAAAAUAUUUUGGAUUUCAUCACGAAGCAUGUGCAAGAGGCAGUGAGUCGUGAUAUUGAUGAACAUCUUCAGUUCAUAUUAGGCACCGAAUCUGGCAUGGUGACAGCUAUUGUGGCCGCAGUUCGUAACAUACUGAAAGAGGUUAGAAGAUCAAAAAUUGAGGUGGAAAUUAUCUUUCCUGUUUCAUCUGAUUCAAUAUCAAAGUCGCAGUCUUCAGGUGAUCUUGAGUCAAGUGAAUUUGAAAAUUUAACAAAGCUUUCCAUAGUUCCAGGAGUGGCAUCUGGUGAAGGUUGUUCAAUUCAUGGUGGUUGUGCUUCAUGCCCAUAUAUGAAGAUGAACACCUUGGAUUCUCUACUCAAGGUCUGCCACCUAGUUGACACAAGCAAAGCAUUUCUUUUGUCUGCUUAUGAAGCUGAACGUUUUGAUACAAGCAUUUUAUCUGGUCAUUCCAUUGCAGACCUUGGUUGCGAGCCCAUUUUGAACAUGAGACAGUUUCAGUCAAGCGGAAGGCUGCCUGAUGAACUUGUACAUCAAGUACUCAAAAGAAACAUAACUGAAUACAAGUCAUUUUACCACAUUGAAGCAAAUAAACGGACCUGAUGGUGACCAUUUGCAUCUUUCUAUAUACUCCAUUUAUGCAAAAGGGUUUAGGAAAAUACAUGGGGCUUGGAAAUUCUUCUUUGUUCAAUAACUUGGUCAUUGCAAUGUAUAUUAUAUUUUUGACUAAGUAUCAUGUGGAGGAAAAGUUGGAGUUCAGAGCUGUCAUUGACAAAUUUGGAGUUGCAAUACUGAUAUGACCUAUUAUUAAGAAUACACGUGAAAAAUUGAAAAAUGUAAGAAUAGACGUGAAAAAUUGAAAAAUGUAAGGUGAAUUGUGAUACUUCAGUGCAGCUUCAAUUUUGUAAUUGAGAACCAUUUGAAAUUACUGUUCAAGUUCUUAAGUUUCUAUUUGAUUUUCAUAAUAUAAGAGUGUAUUUAAGGAAGGUGUAUCUUUCAAUUCGGAGAAAUUUAGAUUCAAUUGUUUCACUUGCUUAA